Messenger RNA from Petromyzon marinus (sea lamprey), 2412 nucleotides. RefSeq lists its product as uncharacterized. Gene Ontology annotation, biological process: regulation of transcription by RNA polymerase II. The record is from RefSeq and is a predicted model, not a curated record. Gene Ontology annotation, cellular component: nucleus. Lineage: Eukaryota; Metazoa; Chordata; Hyperoartia; Petromyzontiformes; Petromyzontidae. Gene Ontology annotation, molecular function: RNA polymerase II cis-regulatory region sequence-specific DNA binding; DNA-binding transcription factor activity, RNA polymerase II-specific.
UCUAACUCCCCCCCUCUCCUCAAGCUCAUCAUCACCAUCUCCCCCCCCCCUCCAGCCGUCUUUAGUGAGGCGGAGUCUGCCGCCGAUGUCACGAGAGGCCCCAUUGGCUGGCAGGGCGCGUGACCGCGCGCGGGUGCGAGAGAGGAGUGGGUGGGUGGGAGGUGGGUGCCGCUCGUCCUGGCGCUUGAAAAUGUUUUCUCGGGAUGCCGCCGCUGCUGAUGAUGAUGCUGCUGCUGCUGCUGCAGCUGCAGCUGCAGCUGCUGAUGAUGCUGCCGCUGCUGCUGCUAUGUCGGGUGGCUGCUGCGAUGCCAAGAAUCACCCCGAGCCAUUGUUCGCGCCGCCACCUCCGCGCCUGAAGAUGUCAUCGCCGUCGGCCCCGUCGUGUCCUCCGAACGCGUCGGGUCUCGCCAACUCGUUCCUCGUCGACUCGCUGCUCGUGGGCGCGAGUCGGGCGGGCUCGGCCGACUUGUUCUACGCGGGCAAAAGCGGCCCCCUCUACGCAGGCUCGGCCGCGAGUUUGCAGCACCAUCACAAUCACCACAAUCACCACAAUCACCACCACAAUCACCACCACAAUCAUCACAAUCACCAGCAGCAGCAGCAGCAUGGCUACGCAGCAGCCGUGCAAAAUUGUAGCCUCGUGCAAUCACUCGUCAAACGCUCGGACCUGCCACCGCCCCACCACCACCACCACCAUCCUCACGCUGUUCACCACUACCACCACCACCACCACCAGCAGCAACAGCAGCAGCAGCAGCAGCGCCUAACUCUGGGUUCGCACCACCCCGCCACUGUGUACGCGACCUCUAUGCCCGAGGGCGGAUCGUGGGGAGAUCCGAUCCGGGCAUGCGGCCAGCUGGACGCGAACCAAUGCGCGCCUCACGGAGCCGUCUUCUCGCCGCACGCCGUCAAAGAGGAGGACGCCUACUGCCUGUACGGAGCCGUCGACGUGGCUCGGGCUGCCAAGGCCGAGGCGACGCACGCGCGCCUUCAACUGCAGGGCGCCGAGGCUUCGUCAGCCGCGGCCGCGUCUGACGGAGGCGCAGGAGUUCCCGUGCCCGGCUACUUUCGCCUGGGGCAAAUGCCCUCCGCGGUGGCGGUGAAACCCUUGGAUUUCAGCGCCUUGGAGGAUGUCUCGCCCGGCGGCUUUUCGCGGUCGCCCGAGUUGAAUCACGAGCCCGCCGUGGUAGCGGCGGGGGCAGCGGGGGCAGCCGAGGCCACGGCAUCGCUGUCGGCAUCCCCGGCUCGAUUCACGCCCAGCGGACUGCCGGACGCGGCACCGGUGGCGAUUGGCUCAGCGGCCGGUGGCAGACCGGGGACUCCCGAGGAGCUGGGGUCACCGAAUGAGCCCCCCAUCUCCGCUCCCCACGCUGGGCCCCCCGCUUUGGGCGGACCCAUCAACCACAACCACAACAACCACCACCACCACGACCACCACCACCAGAUCGCACCCUCGCACCGCGCGGAGAGCGGUGGCUUCAGUCCCGGGGGCACGCCCAAGCCAGAGGUUGUCAUCCGCGACGGAGACGCCGCACGCGAGGCCCCGGGCGGCUGGCUGACGGCCAAGAGCGGACGGAAGAAGCGGUGCCCCUACACCAAGUACCAGACGCUGGAGCUCGAGAAGGAGUUCCUCUUCAACAUGUACCUGACGCGCGAGCGGCGUCUCGAGAUCAGCCGCGGGGUCAACCUCACCGACCGCCAGGUCAAGAUCUGGUUCCAGAACCGACGGAUGAAGCUCAAGAAGAUGAAUCGCGAGAUCCGUGUCCGCGAGAUGACGGCUCCGUACCCCUUCUCGUAGAGCCGAGGUGGGUGGUAGGUUCGGGGAGGACACAGGGAGGCGUGCGAUUCCGUGCGCCGUCGAGUGAGGGUUGUGCUCGCUCCACUUGGCAUCGACCCACCGGGUCGAGGCGUAGCCCUGGAAAGCGGCUAAGUCGAACAGUUGAGGUGGCGCGUUGUUGACGAACUCUGGGGCGAUAUCACGCAUCGCGACAUCGCCAACAACGCCGUGGAUUGGUUGUUUACCGUCGGCGUUUGUUCACGAAUCCUUCGCACGGCCGGACUGGGCCACCAAAUGCGUCCGCUCCAAACGAUCCCUUCGCGGCUCUGAGAGAGUGGUAUGGAUAUUACACAUUCCUAUGACGGGGGCCCAGACUGUUUAAACAACAACAACAACAACAACACACGCCACAAGAUGUUGUUGACAUAAAAACGACGCAAAACCAUCAGUGACCAACAACAAAAAACACGAUUAAAGCAACGUUCACAUUGAGGUCGCGUUGUUUUGCUGUCGAGGUCACGUGGUUUCUCGCGCGCGUGUGCACACGUGGCCAAUUAAAAUAUUUUGAAGAAACAAAUCGAAGAGUGUUACUCGUUGUGCCGCGCUGCUUGUGACGAUGAACGUGGAUUUGUUGG